Prorocentrum cordatum is the source of this 651-nucleotide messenger RNA. The record is from the annotation of a GenBank genome assembly. Lineage: Eukaryota; Dinophyceae; Prorocentrales; Prorocentraceae.
CAAGCCAGCUGCAGCGUGGCUGGCCUGCUGGCGGCUGGCGCACCCCCCGGCCUCGACAUCAGCGAGGCGCACCACUGGGAGUUCAGUUACUGGUACGACGUCAAUUCCGAGUUAGACGCUACCGUGGAGACAGCCACCGGGAAGGCUUUCGACACCAGCGAGCACUGCAAUGUAGAGAAAGUGCUCGAGUUACACCCGCAGCUCUCGUUCACGCGGGCCCUCCCGCCCCAAGACCGAGAACUCGCCAUAGCGGAUUUCUUUGCGCUGUGGCCACAGUCGGCGGAUGCCACAGUCAAGACAUCCACGAGCACUACCAUCGUGGACCUGCAGGCCGACGAGGUGCUGGCUGCGCUGGCUCCUGGCGCCCGCCCGCCCACCGCGUACGACGGCCCCUUUCCGAAGGCUGCUGUUGGAGAGGACGCGGGAGCCGUGCCUGCUGCUGCGACGGUAGAUCGCCCUACCAGGAAGUCUGUAGAGGAUGUGGACAUGCACUUAGCCACGUCGCCCGAGGACUCCUCUGAGCAGGCAGGACCGGAAGUCCUAAAGCCGCAGCCGCCGCCGAUCAAGAAGGCCAAGUUCUACAAGGUGGAGAUGACCGAAACGCCUGCGGCCAUGAAAGUCAAGGGGCAGACCUACCUCGAGACGCUGAUG